Dentiscutata erythropus is the source of this 545-nucleotide messenger RNA. Lineage: Eukaryota; Fungi; Glomeromycota; Glomeromycetes; Diversisporales; Gigasporaceae. The record is from the annotation of a GenBank genome assembly.
GAAGAGCCUGAAGAGCCCGAAGAGCCCGAAGAACCUGAAGAGCCUGAAGAACCCGAAGAAUCCAAAGAGCCUGAAGAACCCAAAGAGCUUGAAGAACCUGAAGACUUGAAGAGCCCAAAGAACCAGAAGAGCCCGAAGAACAGUUUCAAAACAGACCUCAGGAAAGGUCUCAAAGAAAACUGCGAGGAAGGCCUAGAGGAAGGUCACAAGGAAGGCCCAAAGGAAGAAGCCAUCAACUUUAUUUCUAAUGCGUGGGAUGAUGUUAGUGACACUACCAUAAAAAAUUGCUGGAGGGCCACAAGAAUUAUGCCGGAAGCAAGUGAGCCAAACGAGGAAGAAGAAAGUAGGCAAGAGAAUGAACUUGAAGGUUUGAUCUCUGAGGUCGAUAAUGUUGACAUAUUAGUUGAAGAUCUUACGAUUGAGAACGACCCAGGAGUUCAAGAGUUAAUAAGUAAUAUCAAAAAAAAUACCCACCUGAUAGAUCAACCAGUUGUAACCGAGGAUGUGCUAACAGAUGAUAGUAUUAUUGAAAUGGUAAAUUACGA